AUGGCGAUGGACACGGUCGUUGGUGACGGUACUAGAGUCGAGGUAACAAAAGAGGAACUCGACGUUGGCCUGGCUACCGAUGUAACACUACCUCCAGGGGAAACAUCUGUCAGACUAGUUUGCGGUAGAGAUUGCGGUGCAGAAGGAGGCGAUGUCGGUGAUGAUGUCAAGCUUGAUGAGCUUGACGGAAUGCUUACAGCGGCCGUCGGACUGGACGUCAAGGUAGUCAAGAUCAAGGAGGUUGUGGUCUGGCUCCCUUGGACGGAAGAAGUUACACUACCCGAAGAGGCCGUGGAGACUGCGGAAGCCGUGCUUGUGGCCAAACUUGAAGACAAGGCUUGCGUUAUGGAAGAGCCUGAGGAUGAAAAUCCCGUCAAAGAGGUUCUAUCGCUGGUCGAAGACGGCAAUAUUGAUGAACUGCUGGUGUGUGCUGUUGUGCUUGCUGGAGGCGUAUUAGUUGCGUCGGCUGAGGACGUUGUACUCAAGAAAGUGGUGUUGCCCGUCGAUAAAGCUGUACUACUGCUGGACAGCAGACUCGUGGGAAGAACCGAGAACGUACUACUCAAAGUGGAUGUAAAAGUAGUCAUCGAGUCGGAAGAACUCAAUGUGGUUGUGCUGGAUGACGCUGCAGUCGUCGCAGUGUUGUUUAAUGUUGAGAUGUCUGUUGAUGAAAGUGAAGUGCUUGAGGGCAGAGAUGUCGUCGAUGAAGUGGAUAUACUGGGGCUCGAGCUUGCAACGGAAGUUGAAGAGGACGAAGAAUUGGUCGGAAAAAUUGAUGUUGUGAGCAAAGUGUCUGAUGUGGUGGUAUCCAAUAUAGAAGAUGAAGACGUGGUUGAAAGUGAAGAGGUUGAGGAGCUAGUUGUAUUUGCAAAAGGCCAGCUGGUUGAUGUCGAAGAAAGCUGCGUGCUGCUGCUUGUUUCGAGACUGCUGGUUGUUGAGAAGGAAGAUGUAGUAGACUCUGAAGAGGAUGACGUUUCGAUACUGGAAGUUGAGGUCGAAGAUGACUCAGUGCUAGUAUCUGAUGUUGAAGUCGAAGACGAAGACGAGGUUGAAGAGGAGGUUACAGAGGAAGUUGAAGAGGAAGCUGAAGAGGAGGUUGAAGAGGUUGAAGUUGAGGUAUCUGUGCUCAACUCUGAGGUUGAAGAAGAAGUGGAAGAGGCUGAAGAGGAGUUUGAAUAG
Messenger RNA from Colletotrichum orchidophilum, 1179 nucleotides. RefSeq lists its product as uncharacterized. The transcript is spliced from 3 exons. NCBI's taxonomy places the organism in Eukaryota, Fungi, Ascomycota, Sordariomycetes, Glomerellales, Glomerellaceae. Bases 1 to 1179 code for a protein of 392 amino acids. The record is from RefSeq and is a predicted model, not a curated record.